AGCAAUGCUUGUUUUCUACAGGUGAUGUUUAUGGGUCCAUUGAAGCAUUAGUAGGGAUGUUCUCUACGUUUGAUUCUCAGCUGUGUGAACUACGGGUCGUACAUCAAGAUGUCGGGCCGGUCGGGGAAGCUGAUCUAAACUUAGCAGCGAGUCUAAAAGCUGAUAUCUUUAGUUUCAACGUACCUGUGCCUGAAGAAAUAAAGCUUGAAGCAAAGAAGAAAAAUAUAGUAAUUAAGGAAAAUAACGUGAUAUAUAAAUUAAUUGAUGAUCUCAAAGACAGUGCUAAUGAACGGAUUCCCCCGAUAGAGGAAGAGGAUAUCAUUGGAGAAGCAGAGGUACAAAAAGUAUACGAGUAUAAGUUAAAGGACGGAAAGAGAAAUGUGGCGGGCUGUCGCUGUAUGCAGGGAAACCUUCAGAGGAAACUCAAGUACAAAGUGAUGAGAGACGGAGAGGAGGUGUAUAGAGGUAAACUGGAUUCUUUAAAACAUCACAAAGAUGAAGUGGACACAGUUAGCACAGGCAUGGAGUGUGGAAUGCUGGUCAAAGAUUCUCAAUUUCAGUUUGAGGAAGGGGACCUAGUUCAGUGUAUUGAUACAAAGUAUGUGACAAAAACAGUGGACUGGGCACCAGAUUACUAAAAUUAUUAAACUGCAAUAUUGAAAAUGAUUUUUUUUUAAUUGAAUAAAUAUUUAUGUGUCUACA
Saccostrea cuccullata (small rock oyster) is the source of this 702-nucleotide messenger RNA. RefSeq names its product translation initiation factor IF-2, mitochondrial-like. Bases 57 to 638 code for a protein of 193 amino acids. The transcript has 4 exons. Lineage: Eukaryota; Metazoa; Mollusca; Bivalvia; Ostreida; Ostreidae. The record is from RefSeq and is a predicted model, not a curated record. Gene Ontology annotation, molecular function: GTP binding; GTPase activity; translation initiation factor activity. Gene Ontology annotation, cellular component: cytoplasm. Gene Ontology annotation, biological process: translational initiation.